AUGAAGAGAGAGAGAGAGAAGAAGAGUAUUACUGUAAAUAAGCAGCAGCAGAAGAAGAUUGAGAAGAAGCUGAUAGAGAAGAAGAUUAAGAUCUUAUUCAGAUCUCAAAUGCACUUCAUAAUUCAGAAUAUUAAGAAGACAGCUCUGCUCUCUGAGUAUGUUAAUCUGCUUACUGCUGAGAUAGAACCUGAGACAGCAGAUCAGAAAAUACAGGAUUUUAAGAUGCAGAUUGAUCUGACUUAG
Blastomyces dermatitidis ER-3 is the source of this 243-nucleotide messenger RNA. RefSeq lists its product as uncharacterized. The coding region runs from base 1 to 243 and encodes 80 amino acids. The transcript has 2 exons. NCBI's taxonomy places the organism in Eukaryota, Fungi, Ascomycota, Eurotiomycetes, Onygenales, Ajellomycetaceae. The record is from RefSeq and is a predicted model, not a curated record.